This is a messenger RNA of Drosophila kikkawai, 1091 nucleotides long. It is a transcript of the gene elm, whose product is annotated as calcineurin like EF-hand protein 1 elm. Gene Ontology annotation, cellular component: plasma membrane. The record is from RefSeq and is a predicted model, not a curated record. Gene Ontology annotation, biological process: positive regulation of sodium:proton antiporter activity. NCBI's taxonomy places the organism in Eukaryota, Metazoa, Arthropoda, Insecta, Diptera, Drosophilidae. Gene Ontology annotation, molecular function: calcium ion binding.
ACAACUGGGAAUAUCAAUGCCAAUCGCGAGUCUUGUGGGAAAACUUUAAAGAACUAAAAAGCGCACAAAAACAACGUCAUCAUGGGCAAUAAAUCGUCGCUGUUUCUGCGGAACGAGGAGAUCGCCCAGAUUCAGGAGGAAACUGGCUUCACUCCCAAUCAAAUUGAACGGCUCUACUCGCGCUUCACGUCGCUGGACCGCAACGAUUGCGGAACGCUCUCUCGGGAGGAUCUCAUGCGUAUACCCGAACUGGCCAUUAAUCCGCUGUGCGAACGAAUUGUGCACUCCUUUUUUGCCGAGAGCAACGAUGACCGAGUUAACUUCAGGCAGUUCAUGAACGUGCUGGCCCACUUCCGGCCGCUCAGGGACAAUAAGCAGAGCAAGCUGAAUAGCCGGGAGGAGAAGCUGAAGUUUGCCUUUAAAAUGUACGACCUGGAUGACGAUGGUGUGAUCAGCCGGGAUGAGCUGCUGUCCAUCCUGCACAUGAUGGUGGGGGCGAACAUUAGCCAGGAUCAGCUGGUAAGCAUUGCGGAGCGGACGAUCCUGGAAGCGGACUUGUGCUGCCAAGGAAAAAUCUCUUUUGAGGACUUCUGCAAGGCGCUGGACCGCACCGAUGUGGAUCAGAAGAUGUCUAUUCGGUUUCUCAACUGAGUUGGGUUUCCGGAGUCACGGGUAAAGAGCGAGUUUCUUAGUCAGUGUGUACCAAAUAGUUUAGGUCGAGAGUCAGUAGUGAGGCAUUCCGGUGUGUAACUGAAACCUCUAUUUUGUCUUGGAGCACUCUAGGUCUCUAGGUGCUCAGAAAGCGUAAUAAUUGAUAAGUGAAUUUUGAAAGUCUAGAAUUAAAAACACAAAAACUUAAAGCGUCACAAAGUGUAAAAAUAAAUGAAUAACAUGUUUUAUAGCUCUUUAAUUUAGAAUCUUUUUGGUUGCAUGAACACGCCGGAUCAACAUGUAUUUUUAGUUGUUAUGGAAAACCGACCUACUUUUCCAUUUGUUACCUUGUUUUUGCCUACGGAAAGCUCAUUCCGCUCAACGUGUAGAUCAUAAUGACAUUUUGUGUUUAAAUAAAGGCCGAGAUGAACUUAAGCGAA